Messenger RNA from Populus trichocarpa (black cottonwood), 1411 nucleotides. RefSeq names its product 2-dehydro-3-deoxyphosphooctonate aldolase. The transcript is spliced from 14 exons. Lineage: Eukaryota; Viridiplantae; Streptophyta; Magnoliopsida; Malpighiales; Salicaceae. Gene Ontology annotation, cellular component: cytosol; cytoplasm. Gene Ontology annotation, biological process: monosaccharide biosynthetic process. The record is from RefSeq and is a predicted model, not a curated record. Gene Ontology annotation, molecular function: 3-deoxy-8-phosphooctulonate synthase activity. Bases 216 to 1088 code for a protein of 290 amino acids.
CACCCACUGACUCGCUAAAGCGACACACAGUGAGUGAAUCAGUGAAUGUUUCACCCUGUCCCUGUGCUGUAAUUCUGAGAGUGGAUUUCUGUCAGCUCUAGCGUAGAUCUACGUAAGGCGAGAUCUCUCUUGUUUUGCUUUGUUAAAAUCCGAAAACGCAACUGCACAACAUAAAGUUUUGCAGCUGAAGAGCUUUCUUGGUCCAAGUAGAGAAGAUGGAUUCCUCAACUGCUUUGUUUGACCAGCUCAAGGUAGCAGAACCAUUUUUCUUGUUAGCGGGACCCAAUGUGAUUGAAUCUGAAGAACACAUUCUUAGAAUGGCCAACCAUCUCAAGACUAUCUCCACCAAAGUUGGGUUGCCACUGGUUUUUAAAUCAAGCUUUGAUAAAGCUAACAGGACAUCCUCAAAAUCAUUUAGAGGUCCAGGAAUGAGCGAAGGCUUGAAGAUCCUUGAGAAGGUUAAAAUAGCAUAUGACAUCCCCAUUGUUACUGAUGUGCAUGAAACAAUUCAGUGUGAACCAGUUGGCAAAGUUGCAGAUAUCAUUCAGAUUCCAGCCUUUUUAUGUCGUCAGACAGAUCUUCUAGUUGCAGCUGCCAAGACUGGGAAAAUUAUCAAUAUUAAGAAAGGCCAAUUCUGUGCUCCUUCUGUCAUGUCAAAUUCUGCUGAGAAGGUAAGAUUGGCUGGAAAUCCAAAUGUCAUGGUUUGUGAGAGGGGAACUAUGUUUGGCUAUAGUGAUUUGAUUGUUGAUCCGCGUAAUUUGGAAUGGAUCAGGGAAGCUAAUUGUCCUGUUGUAGCUGACAUCACACAUUCACUACAACAGCCUGCUGGGAGAAAGUUGGAUGGUGGAGGUGUUGCUAGUGGAGGUCUUCGUGAAUUGAUACCAUGCAUUGCAAGGACAGCAGUGGCCGUUGGGGUGGAUGGAAUUUUCAUGGAGGUUCAUGAUGAUCCUCUGAAUGCCCCGGUGGAUGGUCCAACUCAGUGGCCUCUACGCCAUUUAGAGGAGCUGCUAGAAGAGCUUGUGGCAAUAGCUAAGGUAAGCAAGGGGAAGAAACCGAUGAACAUUGAUCUCACACCAUUUCACGAAUAGGAAAUUGAUUGCCUCUCUCAAAGAUUACCAAGGAGAAAUUAUUUGAUUUGGGGUUACCUGUUGCGGCAUGGAAUGAAGCUUUUGGUGACCCUAAUGUAAAUCCAGCCCAUGAUGAUGAACUUACGUGUAUUUUACCAUUUUACUUUAACAAAAAAAUUUAUUUAAGAUAAAUAUUUGGAAACUUCUUGCAAAAUAGAAGGCAUUUGACACUCAAACCCCUUCCAUUCACCAACAUGUAAGAUGAGUCCUUUUUCAUUUUGGAUUCAACACAUUGUCUCGUAUAUAAACAGUCGGCCCUCGUCGUAGGAAGCCUAGUUGAUUUU